Telopea speciosissima is the source of this 781-nucleotide messenger RNA. RefSeq lists its product as uncharacterized. Lineage: Eukaryota; Viridiplantae; Streptophyta; Magnoliopsida; Proteales; Proteaceae. The record is from RefSeq and is a predicted model, not a curated record. The transcript has a single exon. The coding region runs from base 55 to 651 and encodes 198 amino acids.
AAACUUCCUUUGCCUUCAACAACUCUUUUCAUCCCUUUCCUCUUGAAGCCUUCCAUGGAAAGAAGAAAGCCUAACACAAGCAUAGAAGAAUUGGAUUUCGUGAAAGCCACGGCAUGGACGUGGUACCAACAAGGAUCAGGCUCAUUGGAAGGGAAACCGGUUCGUGAAUUCAAUCUCAUGAGGACAUGGAGAGCCCCGGGACCGUCUCGAUACAAGCUAGAAGGGGCAAGGAUGGCCGAUGAACACACGCCGGAAGGAUCAUCAUCAUCAUCAUCAUUAUCAUCAAGGUCACCAAGCAUAAGUUUAAGUCCAUCUCACAUAAACAAUUCUCUACUUGAUCCAUAUGAAGUUGGGAGGAUCUCUAAGCAUCUUGAGUAUCUCUUAAAGUCUAAUAGUGGUAACUAUUAUAGCGAUUCUUAUGCCGGAAAUCGACAUGGGUCGUCAUCGCCGGAGAAUAGGAAGAACAAGAAGAAGAAGAAGAGCAAGAGAUUGAUUAAUAUUGGGUUGUUGGUAAGGCAGAGAGGGAUAUGUGGUUCAAGGGGAGAUGUGGUGGAAGGAAUAAUGCUUGGUGGGAGAAGGUUUCCACAGUAUGGUUCGGUCAAUAUUGGAUUGGCCACCAAGUGCCGGCCAAGAGCCAAAGAUGGCGAGUGAAGUGAAUUAUUGGUAUGUUUUGGUUUGCUUGUUGUCGUCUCCUUAUGGCUAAAUUUUGUAUGUAAAUAAUAAGAAUGAUGGCUUUUGCUAUACUUGUUUGUAUCUCCUUGAGCUACCUGACAUUAUAUGA